Closterium sp. NIES-67 is the source of this 1517-nucleotide messenger RNA. Lineage: Eukaryota; Viridiplantae; Streptophyta; Zygnematophyceae; Desmidiales; Closteriaceae. The record is from the annotation of a GenBank genome assembly.
ACUGCCGAGGCUGCUUUGGUGAAGGGUUAUUUCUCGGCAGGUCUCUCAUUUUCAGUUGAACUUCGCGAGUCACGCCGCACUUUACGGAACUAGCCAGUAGAGUCACACAGUGGAAACUAGGGCGACGGUCUCAGGAGGACAGAUCCCAGACUUUCCAGAACCGAUAGCAAUCGUGUUUAAAACGAACCCCAACGGGUGGCUGCUUGGGGAAUCUCGGUGUCUAGUUAGGCGUUGUUGCAACAUCCGGCCUAGCAGCCCUAGCCUGUUUGGGAGGGUCACGCGAGACACAGUCUAAGCCCCGUGGUGAUCUCCAUAUCUGUACAAGAGACCGACCUCGUACGGCGUUGCUUCCCAAGAGAAGCGAGCGAGGGACCUAGCGAGCGGCAUUACAAGAGACCUAGCUCGCCGUAAAUCCCCACAUCGCAUCAACAUAUCACACCAUUUUUUCUGGUUUUGAACGUCGGAACGGAGAGGCGAGACUAAGAGGAGAGGCGACAGGCGGCGACAUGAUAAAGGCGGUGCUGAUAAUCAACAACCAAGGGAAGGCUCGCUUCGCGCGCUUCUACGCGAACAUCAGCGGAGAGAGGCAGCAGCACAUAAUCCGGCACUCCUUUGAAGCUGUGGCCUGCCGCCCGUCCACUUGGUCAAAUAUCCUCGAGGACUCAAGCAAAUUUGGCAAGAACAUCAAGCUGGUGUACCGCACAUUCGCCACGCUCUACUUCAUCUUCCUCGUCGAUAGAGCUGAGAACGAGCUUGCUGUGCUGGACCUCAUUCAUGUGUUUGUGGAGUCCUUGGACCGCUGUUACAAGAACGUGUGUGAGCUGGACAUAGUCUUCAAUUUCACCAAGGUGCAUCAGAUUUUGAACGAGAUAGUGAUUGGCGGGCAGGUGCUGGAGGUGACUGUGGACGAAGUGCACAGAGCUGUCCAGGAGAUAGAGAGGCUGGAGCGCAAGCCAGACACGCCCGCCACACAGCUGCGCCCAAGAGGCGCCCCUCUGCUCUCCUGAUUAGACGGGUGUUUCUGACUGCUCUCUUGAUUCAAGGGUGCCUUCUACUGCUCUCUGGAUUCGACGGGUGCCCUGCUGCUCUCUUGGUUGCAGGGUUAUUCCUAACUGCUGCUUGGUUGUGUUUGUUCCACAGUUCAACUAGAGAAUUUUCAGACUUACUGGUACACAAGACAUCCUAAUUCUCCUAGUUUCUUAGCUUCUAGCAAUGAGUAUGGGAAGAUACCAGCUGCGCAAAGCUAGAGUAGAAUAUGUAAAAAUACUAGUAGUGUCACUCGAGAGCAGCCAGGGUAGACAUAAUCUCUCAUUCCAUACUGACCUAGACUCUUCCAACAAGUUUCUGUCAAACAUGUACUGGACUUGUGUCCUCUCACAGUGGUUGGACUAGUAGUGCCGCCCUGUACUAGUUCUUGCCUUGUCUGUACUCCUUCUGACUGGUCUUUUAGACCCUUGUCUCAGAGGCUGGACUAGUAGUGCCACCCUGAGCUGCUUGUCUAGAACAUUCCCCUAUGC